Messenger RNA from Cornus florida, 612 nucleotides. Its product is annotated as small ribosomal subunit protein eS27y. Gene Ontology annotation, cellular component: cytosolic small ribosomal subunit; ribosome. Gene Ontology annotation, molecular function: RNA binding; structural constituent of ribosome. Gene Ontology annotation, biological process: translation; ribosomal small subunit assembly. Lineage: Eukaryota; Viridiplantae; Streptophyta; Magnoliopsida; Cornales; Cornaceae. The record is from RefSeq and is a predicted model, not a curated record. The transcript has 4 exons. Bases 104 to 364 code for a protein of 86 amino acids.
GCAUAGCUACUGACACCCACAAUCUCGCUAUUUUGAGCCAUCUUGAGUCGUCGACUCUCUCUAGGGUUUGCUGUUUUGCUAAGGUCUCUUCUAACUAGCGAAGAUGGUUCUUCCAAACGAUAUUGAUUUGCUCAAUCCGCCUGCUGAGCUCGAGAAGAAGAAGCACAAGCUCAAGCGUCUCGUGCAGUCGCCCAACUCCUUCUUCAUGGAUGUGAAGUGCCAGGGUUGCUUCAACAUAACCACUGUGUUCAGUCACUCCCAAACAGUUGUGGUAUGUGGGAACUGCCAGACAGUGUUGUGCCAGCCAACUGGUGGACGUGCCAGACUUACCGAGGGAUGUUCUUUUAGGAGAAAGGGCGAUUAAUGAUACACCGUGCUGGUAAUUUGCUGGUUGAGUUCGGUUUUCCCGGUUUAUGUUUGAUUUUUGAUGUGUAAUUUUGUUUGUUAGGACCAAGUUUAGCAUCUUUAUGACUAUGUUUUAUCUUAUAUCAUUUUUUUUUUUUUGUUGAUGCAAUGAAAUAGUAUCCUGUUUGAAACUUUCAGUUACAUGUCUUUGCUAUAUAAACACAUUGUUAAUCUAUUAAUGCUGUUUGGUCCAAAUUUCACAAGAAA